UCCUUUUUUGUUUGUUUGUUACUGUGUGUGUGAUGAAUACCUUAUAAAUGUACAGUUUGCUGGUCACUGUAAAAGUGGAAAUAUCCCAAUCACACAGAAAAAGCUUCCCAACUUGUUUUCUAAUGGAAGGCUGCUUCCUUGUGAUAUCAAAACUGCCUAAGGAGCGUGUGGGCCUGGAUAUCAAUGUUAAUUCCAGGAAACCUUGAGAAAUGCCAUUGCUGCAGCAACACUACUAGGAAGACCCUUAUAUUAACAGUCAUUUAUUGAAGUGGGAAUUAAGCACGUGGAAACCAUGUUGGAAACAAUAGAUACUCAUCGGGCUCUCCAGGCUGUUGAACGCCUGCAAGCCAAGUUACGUGAAAGAGGUGAUACAGCGAAUGAAGAAAAGUUGGGUUUAUUGAAAUCUGUGCUGCAGAGUCCUUUGUUCAAUCAGAUCUUAAACCUUCAGAUUUCUCUUCCACAAUCAAGAGAUCAGGUCAGUAUUGCACCAUCAGUCUCCUCACCUGGAGAGAUCCCGCAGCUUCCUCAUCAUAGUUCUUCACUCCAGAAUGUGGGUUCUUCAUUCCAGAAUGAAUCCUAUCUGUUGGCUCAGCAAAAUGGCAGCCUUUCUAGUGGGCUAGGAGCAGGUGCACGAUCAGUCACCCCUCAAAUUAAUGGGAAGUCUCCCAGCGAUGAAUUUGAAUUACUCAUCAGAAAUAUGGCACAGGGGCGCCUUGUUGAAACUAUAGAACUUGUAAAGCCUCUAAAUGGUGGUCUGGGAUUUAGUGUAGUUGGUCUGAAGAGUGAAUACAGAGGAGAACUGGGCAUAUUUGUGCAGGAGAUUCAAGACGGAAGUGUGGCACAAAGAGAUGGAAGGCUGCAGGAGGCAGAUCAAAUUCUUGCUAUUAAUAGGCAAGCCCUCGAUCAGACAAUUACACAUCAACAGGCUAUUGGCAUCCUACAGAAAGCCAAAGAUGUUGUUCAGCUGGUUGUGGCUAGGGGUUCUUUGCCUCAGCUUAUAAGUCCUGUAGUUUCUCGAUCUCCAUCAGCUGCUAGCACAAUCUCAGCCCAUUCCAAUCCGGUUCAUUGGCAGCAUGUGGAGACUAUUGAGUUGGUGAAUGAUGGAUCAGGUCUAGGGUUUGGGAUAGUGGGUGGAAAAUCAACUGGAGUAAUAGUUAAAACUAUCCUUCCAGGAGGAAUAGCUGAUCAGAAUGGUAGGCUAUGCAGUGGAGACCACAUCUUGAAAAUUGGUGAUACAGAUUUGAAUGGAAUGAGCAGUGAGCAAGUGGCACAUGUGCUGAGGCAGUGUGGAAACAGAGUGAAGCUGGUGAUAGCCAGAGGUCCAGUAGAAGAGCCUGCACCACCUGCAGUUCCUCCGGGCACACCAGUACAGGCAUUCAUGAUGGAUAACCAGAGAGAGGAAGAGACACAAGUUGAUCCUGUUGCAGAUGGAAACACAUUUGAAGUGACACUUACCAAAAAUAUCCAAGGAUUAGGAAUAACUAUUGCUGGAUACAUUGGAGACAAAACCUCAGAACCUUCUGGGAUUUUUGUGAAGAGUAUCACAAAAGGCAGCGCAGUUGAACAUGAUGGUAGAAUCCAGGUUGGAGAUCAAAUUAUUGCUGUGGACGGAACAAAUCUUCAGGGUUUUACCAACCAGCAAGCAGUGGAAGUUCUGCGGCACACUGGCCAAACAGUUGGACUCACAUUGAUCAGACGAGGCCUUAAGCAGGAAAAUCACAUUCGUCCCCAUGAAGAUUUCAGCAGUAUGGUUGAAAAGGAUUUAAUUUUCCAAGCAAUGGAUAUUGGCAUAAACAAAGAAAGCUGUGAAAGAGAGCAGGAAUCUCCAUUAAUGUCAUGCAGUACCAGUGUGGUUCACAUUGGAGAAGACAUUAGUCCACAACAACCAGGUUUUCAGAUCACUUCUACAGAUGAAGAAAUGUCAUUACAUAACAAAUGGCAGUCAGUUUUGGGGACAAAUUAUGAGGUUGUGGUAGCUCACGUGAACAAGUUUAGUGAAAGCAGUGGACUGGGGAUAAGCUUAGAAGCUACAGUGGGACAUCAUUUCAUCCGGUCUGUUUUGCCAGAGGGGCCAGUUGGACGAUGUGGCAAGCUGUUCAGUGGAGAUGAAUUGCUGGAAGUAAAUGGGAUAUCUUUGCUUGGAGAAAAUCAUAAGGAUGUGGUAAAUAUUUUAAAAGAGCUGCCCAUCAAAGUUACAAUGGUUUGUUGCCGUGCAGCUUCACCUGCUAAGCAGUCAGCCCUGGAUGAGUCUCAUAUGACAGAACAGUCUCAUAUAGACCUUGGUGGAUUGCUUGGCUCUUCAGAGACAGAGGACAUGAACUUGGAAAUGGCUAAUAUGGGCCAGAAUACAGACGAGGUUCCAGGAUCUUCUUUGGCAAUGUGGGAAACAGAAGUGCAGCAAAUUGAAUUAGAGAAAGGGAGCAUGGGACUAGGCUUUAGCAUAUUAGAUUACCAGGACCCGAUGGACCCUGCAAAUACAGUGAUUGUGAUCCGCUCUCUAGUUCCUGGGGGUGUUGCUGAACAAGAUGGCAGACUCCUCCCAGGAGACAGGCUCAUGUUUGUCAAUGACAUCAACCUGGAAAACGGUAGCCUGGAAGAAGCUGUGCAAGCACUGAAAGGAGCACCAAUGGGAACAGUUAGAAUAGGAGUCGCUAAACCAUUGCCUCUUUCUCCAGAAGAGGGCUAUGUUUCUGCUAAGGAAGAUUCCUUUUUCUACACUGCCCAGUCCUUUGAGGAGGGAGGGCUAGCUGAUUCAGCCCUCUUCCAUGCUGAGCUGGCUCUGGUGGAUUCAAGUGAGGCAGAUCUAGCGGAGGAAUCCACCUUUGAAUCGCAGUAUUCCCCAGACAAUGAUGGUACAUUCCAGUCUUCAGCUCUACAUGGCAGCACCUGUGUUGAUGAUCUGAAGUUUAAUUCCUCUUCAACUCCCAAGGUGGUGUGCAAAGAAAGUUGCAAUGCCCCAGUCAGUUAUCAUCAAUUGUCUGACCAGAACUUGUAUACUAUGGAUCUAAUCCGACGAGGAAUGGAGAGUAAAUCACCUGCAGAUGUGUGUGUGGAAGAGCCUGCUGGAUCUUGUCUUGCGAACCCAACAACACAUUCUUCUGAGAAAGAAGUUGAACAUGACAACACAAGUAUUUGGAAAGAAUCUCUAGUAACACCUGAACCCUUACAGCAUGUGAACUUAGCUUCUAGAUCACCACCUGACCCUACUGGGAAAGAUCAGGUAUUCCUAAUGGAAAACAACAGCCUAACACAUGCUGGGAAAUCUUCUGCAACCCUUAAUACAAACAGAAACAAGUUUGAGAAGACUAUUACUAUUGCAAAAGGCAAUUCAAGUUUAGGGAUGACAGUAAGUUCCAAUAAAGAUGGCUCAGGAAUGAUAGUCCGUAGCAUCAUCCAUGGUGGUUCUAUAAGUCGUGAUGGACGAAUUGGUGUAGGAGACUGUAUAUUGUCCAUAAAUGAGGAACCUACCACUAAUUUAACCAAUGCACAGGCACGAGCAAUGCUGAGGAGACAUUCUCUCAUUGGACCAGACAUAAAAUCUUCUCCAGCACCUGCUGAUGAUCAGGCCCCCUUUUAUGUCAUUUGCUAUGUGCCAGCAGAACAAUUAGAAGAGUACCAGGCCAGUUUAGGGCAGCAGCCAGAAGGAACCAUGCCAUUAGAUGUUUUUCCUUCCCAUACUGUGAGAGAAAUCCCAGAACUACCAGAACGUGAAGAAGGGGAAGGAGAAGAAAGUGAACUUCAGAAUGCUAGUUAUAAUAACUGGAACCAACCGAGACGGGUUGAGCUCUGGAGGGAGCCUAGCAAAUCCCUGGGAAUCAGCAUUGUUGGUGGACGAGGAAUGGGAAGCCGCCUGAGCAGUGGUGAAGUCAUGAGAGGAAUCUUUAUCAAGCACAUUCUUGAAGACAGCCCUGCUGGCAAAAAUGGAACUUUAAAAACAGGAGAUAGAAUAGUGGAGGUGGACGGAAUUAACCUCAGAGAUGCGAGCCAUGAACAAGCUGUGGAAGCCAUACGGAGGGCAGGCAACCCUGUAGUCUUUAUGGUACAAAGCAUUAUAAACAGACCAAGGCCAGAAUCUCUCUAUAGCUCUUUAUCGUCUUCUGCUCCCAGUGGGCAGAAACCUAAUAAUCCAUUUUACCACCAGUCAUCACAGAACCUCCCUAUGCUUUACCUGCAGUACAACCCUUUCAGUAAGCCUCCUGCCUUCAGCAGCACUAACCCCUUUGUUGACCCUCUCCAGUUCAACACUAACAAGGACAUGCAGCAUCCAAUUAGAUUUAUCUCCAGUUGCUCCCCAUGUAACCCCUUUGCACCUACACCAUUUAAGGCAUCCAGUCAGUCAGAUUCGGAGCCAGAAAAGACUUCAUUUUGUAAUGUGCCUCUGCCGCCUCCUUCAUUAUCUUCAGGAAUGAGUGGGGAAGUGUUGCAGCAGUCCUGUAACAAACACCAAGAAGAUUUGGAUAAGGAAGAUGAGUUUGGAUACAGCUGGAAAAAGAUCAGUCACCAGUAUGGGCAUCUGUUAGGAGAUCUGCACAUGAUAGAAUUGGAGAAAGGGAAGACUGGCUUAGGACUCAGCCUAGCUGGGAACAAAGACCGAUCCAAGAUGAGUGUUUUUGUAGUGGGAAUUGAUCCAAAUGGAGCAGCUGGAAAAGAUGGCAGGCUGCAGAUUGCAGAUGAGUUACUGGAAAUAAAUGGACAAGUUCUAUAUGGAAAGACUCACCAGAAUGCAUCUUCAAUAAUUAAAUGUGCACCUUCUAAAGUAAAAAUAAUAUUUAUCAGAAACAAAGAUGCUGUCCAUCAGAUGGCUGUUUGUCCUGGGAAAUCAAUAGAGACCUCAACUAUAUCUUCUGGGACUCAGCACAAAGAGGGAGAAGAGAAUCUUCAAAGCUCUGUUCUAUCUAUAGAUUUUAGUUUAUACAAGAAUAUUCAAAAUGUGGAACUGCCAAAGGAUCAAGGUGGUAUAGGCAUUGCCAUUGGUGAAGAAGACACACUUAAUGGUGUGGUUAUUCAGAGCUUAACGGACCAUGGUGCAGCAGGGAAGGAUGGCCGAAUUAAGGUUGGAGAUCAAAUUUUAGCAGUGGAUGAUGAAAUUGUUGUGGGAUACCCUAUAGAGAAGUUUAUCAGUUUGCUGAAGACACCAAAGGCCACUGUGAAGCUCACAAUCAAUUCAGUAGAACAGGAGACCCAGACACAGCCACUUAGUUACAGUGCUACUUUGGGUGAAAAAACUAAUACUCAACAGUCAGUGAUUGCUCCACCGUCUGAAUCACCAGAACCAGAGUCAAUUAAAAACACAAGUAGGUCUUCAACUCCAGCAACAUUGGCUUCUGACCCAACCACAUGUCCAAUCAUCCCUGGCUGUGAAACUACAAUUGAUAUUUCCAAGGGACGUACUGGCCUUGGCUUGAGUAUUGUGGGAGGAGCAGACACUUUGCUGGGAGCAAUUAUUAUUCAUGAAGUGUACGAAGAAGGAGCAGCUUCUAAAGAUGGAAGACUGUGGGCUGGUGAUCAGAUUUUAGAGGUGAAUGGAAUUGACUUAAGAAAUGCAACACAUGAUGAAGCAAUAAAUGUUCUCAGACAGACACCACAAAAAGUCCGCCUCACCGUUUAUAGGGACGAAGCCCAGUAUAAGGAGGAAGAUAUGUAUGAUGUUCUUAGCAUAGAGUUACAAAAGAAGCCAGGCAAAGGCCUUGGACUCAGUAUUGUUGGGAAAAGAAAUGAUACUGGAGUAUUUGUAUCAGACAUUGUCAAAGGAGGUAUAGCAGAUCUCGAUGGGAGAUUGAUGCAAGGAGACCAGAUACUAAUGGUGAAUGGCGAAGAUGUUCGAAAUGCUAACCAGGAGGCAGUGGCCGCUUUGUUAAAGUGCUCAUUAGGUACAGUCAGACUAGAAGUUGGAAGAAUAAAGGCAGGUCCGUUCCAUUCGGAGAGGAGAACGUCUCAGAGCAGCCAGGUCAGCGAAGGAAGUGGCAGCCUGUCAUCCUUUAGUUUCCCAGGUUCUGGAUUGAAUGCAACUGAAAGUUAUGAAAACACUCUGAAGAAGAAUUCCUUGGCAUCUGAAAUACAAGGAUUAAGAACAGUUGAAAUCAAAAAGGGCCCAUCAGAUUCUCUGGGAGUUAGCAUUGCAGGAGGAGUAGGAAGCCCACUUGGAGACGUUCCCAUUUUUAUAGCCAUGAUGCAUCCCAAUGGAGUUGCAGCACAAACUCAGAAACUGCGGGUUGGAGACAGAAUUGUUAGCAUUUGUGGAACAUCUACAGAAGGCAUGACUCAUUCCCAGGCUGUCAGUUUGCUGAAAAAUGCUUUGGGCACAAUUGAAAUACAGGUUGUAGCUGGUGGAGAUGUCAGUGUUAUAACCAGCCAGCAGCAAGAUCCACCAACAUCUAGUCUUUCAUUUGCAGGACUAACAUCAAGCAGCAUAUUUCAAGAUGAUUUAGGACCUCCGCAGUAUAAAACCAUCACUCUGGAUCGAGGACCAGAUGGUUUAGGUUUCAGUAUUGUUGGCGGGUAUGGAAGUCCUCAUGGAGAUCUACCCAUAUAUGUUAAGACAGUGUUUGCAAAGGGUGCUGCUGCAGAAGAUGGACGCCUGAAGAGAGGGGAUCAGAUCAUCGCUGUCAAUGGGCAGAGCUUGGAAGGGGUCACUCAUGAAGAAGCUGUGUCUAUUCUGAAAAGGACAAAGGGAACUGUCACAUUGACUGUUUUGUCUUGAACACUCUACCCGAAGAGGUCAGCACAAUUACUCUGUCCACAUUCUGUGUAGGAAGGAGAAUGGACAUGUUUAUGUAGGUCUCUUGCAAAUGCAAGUUGUCAGGCUGUUCUACACCAUGGGUGAAAAAAAUAACAAAUGAUCUUAUUUUUAUACACAGUAGAAAUAUUUUCUUGCCAUUGGAUUACAGAGAUUGGUUAUGUAGUGUAGGACCGUGAAAGAGAGAGAACAAAACAAAACAAGAGGACAAAAAAAAGAAGGCUAUUUUGAUAAUUUGGAAUCACAUGAUUGUUCAGAGUUCUAUUCUGGAAUUCCAAAAAUACAUAAACUUUUGGCUUUUUACAAACAUUAGAUAAUCAGUGUUGAAUUAACAGACAGAAGUUUUAAAAGCACGAAUUGAUCAUUCUGAUUACAUUUUACUGCUGUUGUUAAUAACUGUAUACCCAGCAGUGGAAUGUAAAAUUCCAAACUCUUUUCUGUAAUCAUUUUGGUUGAGAACAAUAUUUUAAAGAAAAAGAUUUUAGAUGUUUGUUCAGCAUUCACGAAAACUAUAAUUCAACAGAAUUAUUGAUCUUUGUAUUCACUAGUAGCAAAAGAUCCAUCUUUGGAUGGGAUAAAUGUGCAAGCAAUGCCUCUCUGUUAAACAGAUCCCAGGGAUAUAGGUCACCUCUUCUUGCUUCUCUGUACAGUUUCUGGCAGUGAUAGCCAGGCCAUGCAAGGUCACAGCUGCAAAGCAGAUUUUCCUAUUUGCAUUGUGUCUCGUAUUCCCCACAGGAAUGGAUGAUAAUUAUUACACAGAUGUAUCCAUACAUGGACAGAUACAGAUACAUAAUCAUGAUAGCUUUGGGUGGAAAUUUUGAUCCUAAAUCUUUUCUUUAAAAAUACAUUUAAAAACACCAGUACAAUUGGCCCUCCAUAUCCAUGGAUUUCUUAUCCACAGAUUCAACCAACCAUGUCUAGAAAAUAUCUAAUAAUAUAUAAGUUUCCAAAAGCAAACCUUGAUUUUGUCGUUUUAUACAAGGGACCCAAUUUUACUGUAUAUAAUGGGAUAUGUAUCCCGUUAUAUAUAAUUAGAUUUGCAUCCCACUGUAUAUAGUGGGAUUUCAGCAUACACGGAUUUUGGUCUCCACAGGGACUCCUGGAACCAAACUCAAACAGAUAUCAAGGGCCCAUUGUAUAUGGUUGCAAAGGAAACUUUGGAAAUGUUGACAGAGAUUGUAGAAGGUAAAUGUAAAGAUAUUUUAAAUAAUUUUAUGUACCUAACUAUAUUAAUUUGGCUUCUGGUUUGUCACAUUUGGAAGCCUCUAUAUAAGAAAGUAUGUGUGAAAGUGUGUCUGGAAUCCUUGAAAUAGAAAUCCCAAGGAUAGAAUUUUGACCUUCCUUUGGGCAAGAUAUCUACACUGCAACUGAACCUUCCACCACUGAACUAUCACUGGAUCAUAUAUGAGCUCCAGUCACCUUGUUGACUUUAUGUUGCGAAUUCUAUUCUUGUGACUCCUCGAAAUAGACGUGGAUGAAAAAACUUCCAUUUCAAGAUUUUGGGGGACAGGAAUUUACCAACAUUUGCAAAUUGCUUCAUCUGUGGUAGAAACUCAAACUGGUUGAUUUAUCCAUCCAAACUUUAAGCUGGAGGUGUUAAACUCUUAGAAAUCUGGACUUGACUCCUUGGCUAUUAGGACUGAAUUAGGAUUGCCAUCUCUUUUAUAUGGCAGGCAUAUAUUACCUGGUGCUUUCCAGGCUGAGAGCUGCUAAACUUAAUGAAUUUGACCAGCACAAAUGGGGAAGAAUUUUGUUUUACUUUGUUCUGUAAAAUGUAUCAAGAUUCAUACAUUUCUCUCCCUUCAGGUCUUAAAUUUUUGAAUGCUAGAAAAAACAAAAAACAAAAAUUUGGGUUAGCAAUAUGGUGUCAAGUUAGGGAUGUCUUAGGGAGAGGGAUACAUCGAUUAAGUCAUCUCCAAGUAGAGUUUGGAAAAGUUACUUCUUGGAAUUACCUCUCAGGAUUCUCCAGGAAAUAUAGCCAGCCCCCAGCCAUGAUUUCAUGCUUUCACUGUCAUAGUUUAUCUAAGAAAUUGUGAAUGCAAUUCAGGAGAUAGCUGUAAAAUUAAGCAGUAGUUUUGGAAUAUAACCCAAAGAGCAUUGUUAUCACUGUUGCCAGCAGCCAAGAGGAACUGAGAGAGCAAAUCUGGGACAAAUUUUAUAGAGCUGUCUGUGCCUGCUGAUGUAUACCUGAACAUACAGCAAAAGGUUGAUUUGCUGUUGCUUAUCACUGUAGUAAUCAUAGUAAUUUCUUUCUGUGAAGGUCUAUUCCUCAUAACAGUGUAUUUAUUUGUGUGGUUGAUAUGGAUAAAUGUCCCCAAAUAUCCCUCAUUGCCAUUGUUUGAGGUCAGCUGUUUGCUUUUGUUCAUGUCUAGUACUUUAAUUCACAUGGUCAUAAAAAUGGUUAAUAUCAGCACAUGAGGAGCAUACUAGUCUCCCUCUUACCAUGAUCACUCUCCACCUUUGGCGAGCAACACUCCGAAGAUGACAGCAUCAUCUAUAAUGGAUCUUCUCCAAACAAUCAAGAACUUUGAUCACAUAGGGAAUCUCUGAGUGAAGGGAGGCUCUCCUGUUCAAACUGUCACUCCAAAUCAGAAGAAUGAUGGAUGUAACAACAGGGCUAGCUUUCGCAUAAGUUGAUGUUACACUGUUUUUGUGAUCACUGCAUAUUUUUAAAAUAUCAAACUCUAAGGUUCAUUGUCCUUAGAAGUAUAUGAGUGAGAAAUAUCCAAAGAGUAGCACUGUAAUGUUGAAGGGAAACAAGGAACAAAAAUACCUUACAGCUGACAAUAGCAGCCGCCAAUACAUAGUAUUCAGAGGUGGCCAAGGAGAGGCAAAAGCUGCUGCUAGCAACAUCCUAAGUAUAUUCAGUCAGGCAGAUGGACCGAAGCUGUAAUCCUAUAUACACCUAAAUAUAAGGUCCUGUUAAGGCUUACUUCUGAGUAGGCAUUUAUAGGAUUGCAUUGUCACUCUGUCUUCUAAGUGUAUUUACUCUUUUAACCUGCAUAUAAUUUUUAUUCACUUCUUUUUUAACCACUCUGCCCUACAGAGCAGUCGUCUUCUGCCUUCAGACAGCCCUCUAUAUCUUCUUUUAUUCUGCCUGCCUCCUAAUUUGUUCCUACUUGAAAGUUUAAAUUUCACAAGACCAAGCCAAACCAGGAUGUGAGAACCCAUUUUGUGAACAUUUCUUCUUCCUGUGAUAUGUACCCCGUUUUCAGAGUUAGCAAGUAGGUUAUCAUGGGAGUUUUGAGGGAGAAUACCACAGAAGAAAGUAUACUGAAAAAGAGCCACAGCUCCUUUUCCUAUCCACCCCAUACAUGCCAAGCCUUUUCACACUUUUGACGACUUACAGUUUGGAUCACAUUUUGUUUGAAAUGUUCCAUUUGCCUUCUUCAUGAAAAUCAUGAUAUAUCCCAUUGAGUUUUACUGUGUGUGGUUUUAGAGCAAUGGAAGCUUCUUUGGAACAAAGUUAAUGUCUGUUGAGAUAGCACUGCCCUCAUGCUGAGGUACUUUUGUUAGUCAUGAAAGUCUGUUGUGGCUAUAAAAACACUUAACCAGCUUGAGAAAAGCUAAGGUCUUCCAGGAAACAUUUUGGCCAUCCCCAAAUUCCCCUUUUCAUACUUGAAAUGGUCACUGGAGAACAUUUACUGUGUCCUAGAAUUUCAUAAGGCAGUACAACUUACAGCAAAAUUAGGUUAACCAAAUGUGUACUAUCUCCUUAGAGCAUUGCGAUGGGAAAGAGUUUAAGUCUUUUGAGCCACCCUCUCUUUAAAAAUGUCAUAGAAAAGUAAGAUUUUUCAUCCACCUAAAGAACAAUUUUUUCCAUCUGUUUCCUGGUGUUUUCUUGAGGUCAUGAUUGCUUUGCAAACUUUCAAGAAAGUAUAAGAAGCUAUCGGUGGUAUUUAAUGGUUGAUGUUUAAUGGAAGAAGAAAUUUAAAGACAAACAAGCCUCUUAGAAGAAUAUGAGAGGCACAAGUAGCUUUUCCUCAGAAAAAGGGGGAAAUAGAGUUUAGGAAGUAUCUUGAGAUAUUUUGAGAAAUCUGGUAGUUAUGAAAAACUUAAUUAAAGUGAAGUCCUUGGUGUAAGUAAUUAAUUACGGAUGUUUCAUGGGCUAGCCCCCAUAAAAUACAGUAACUGGAAGCAAUCAGUGUUGAAUUACUGUCUUGUACGCACUAACAACCUUAGAAUGUGUUAUACCUACCUUACAAUAUGUGCAACCACUUGAAAUAUCUUCUAUAUUUGUAACAGAUGUAGUGUACAGAUAUUUUAUUACUACCAAUGUGUCUAAAUGCAAAAUUAGUUUAAUAAAUGUGAAUCUAUCUGUGGUGAACA
This is a messenger RNA of Sceloporus undulatus (fence lizard), 11065 nucleotides long. It is a transcript of the gene MPDZ, whose product is annotated as multiple PDZ domain crumbs cell polarity complex component. Gene Ontology annotation, molecular function: protein binding. NCBI's taxonomy places the organism in Eukaryota, Metazoa, Chordata, Lepidosauria, Squamata, Phrynosomatidae. The record is from RefSeq and is a predicted model, not a curated record. The transcript is spliced from 50 exons. The coding region runs from base 293 to 6700 and encodes 2135 amino acids.